AUGGAAGGCCAGGUAGACGGAAACACGGGCGACGGCGAGUACCUGCGCGUCGCAGAGUCGCAGGAAGGUUAUGGGACAGGCCCAGAGAUCACAAACUCCAGCUCCGAAUUCGAUGUCCUAUGUGGCCCUCUACUGAACUACCAGCGAAUGAGUUAUGAAGGCUCCUCAGAUGUCUUCUGGCACGGCUCCGUCCUCCUCGUCACGAAACCCAAUAUCAACACUCCAAAUUUGGAACUAAAGACCCUCGGGGCAUUGGAAUCCGGCGCAAAGUCCAAGUCUUUGCCGUCACAUUUGGUGCGAGGGUUGAAGCUCUACUCUGAUCCGGAUAAGACAUUUUGGCGGUUCACUCUCAAAGUACCUCUGGUUGAGGCGGAAGCCAGAUGGCAGUACUCGAUUUCAAACAUGCAAUUCCUCACCAAUGUCACAAAGGAGCCGUCCAGGGAGUUUGUAGUGCCUUCUACCACGCAAUCAAUGCGUAUCAUGUUUCACUCUUGCAACGGGUUCUCGGUCGGAACGGACGAGGAUUUCUGGUCAGGACCUGCGUUAUGGCAUGAUGUCCUGCGCACUCACAAACAGCGCCCGUUCCAUGUCAUGAUUGGCGGAGGCGACCAGAUUUAUAACGAUUCGGUUCGGGUCAAGGGCCCGUUGAAGGAAUGGACGGACAUCGCGAAUCCCCAAAAGAGACGAGACUACCUUUUCAACGAGGACUUGAGGGACCGAUGUGACAAGUAUUACUUUGAGAACUACAUCCGAUGGUACUCCACAGAACCUUUCGCCUCGGCCAAUUCCCAGAUCCCCCAGAUUAACAUCUGGGACGACCACGACAUCAUUGACGGGUUCGGUUCCUAUACCGACCAUUUCAUGAGAUGUGCUGUGUUCCGUGGUCUUGGUGGCGUCAGUUUCAAGUACUAUUGCUUAUUCCAGCAUCACACUGCUCCACCAGUUUCCACAUUCACAACGGAUGCGCCAAAGACCAUGGGUGCUGAUGCCAAUGGCACGGCAGGGGAAGAUCCGCGUCAACUGAAAAACACGUAUGUGUAUAAGAGGACGGCAGACGACCCCAGUUGGAUUGUUGGCAAACGCCCCGGGCCUUACGUUGAGGAACGGUCGAGAAACCUGUAUAUGCGCCUCGGUCGCCGUAUGGCUUUCUGCGGUAUUGACGCGAGGACGGAAAGGACGAGAAAACAAGUCAACUAUUCAGACACAUACGACUUAAUCUUUGAAAGACUUGAGAGUGAGUUCAAGGCGGCACAUGGAGAAAUCAAGCACUUGAUUCUCCUCCUGGGCGUGCCCAUCGCAUAUCCCCGACUGGCAUGGCUGGAAAACAUCCUCACCUCGCCCUUAAUAGCCCCCAUUCGCUUGCUUAAUAAGAGGUUCGGCUUCGCCGGCGGGUUUUUCAACCACUUCGACGGCGCUGUUGAUCUUCUAGACGAUCUGGACGACCAUUAUACAGCACGCCACCACAAGACCGAACGACGCGAACUAGUCCUUCGACUGCAGAAACUCUCGACAGAUUUCUCUGUGCGAAUCACUAUCCUAGGAGGAGACGUGCACCUUGCAGCAUUGGGUCGCUUCUACUCGACUCCUGCAGAUAACUUGGACGCAAUGAACGAUCCACGAUACAUGGCCAACAUCAUCUCCAGCGCCAUUACCAACAAGCCGCCUCCCCGAGCCGUGGCAAACUUGCUCGCGCGGAGAAAUAAAAUCCACCAUCUGAGGGAUGGGAAUACCGACGAGACACUCCUCAAGAUGUUCAACAAACAACCAGGGGGCGUGAUGAAAGGUGCGGAGUGGAAUCAUUGUACGAUGCCAAGCAGAAAUUAUGCGUGCAUCACUGAGGUCUCCGACGACGACGAGGACUCAUCGCCAGUCAAUGGCGUCCCCAACGGCUCUGCCAACCCGCAAUCUACACCUGCAUCAGUGAAUUCGACGGGUAAGACGGGCAAGUCUCGUCCUCAUACGGGCAAGGGUGCACAUGACGGACAUGGAUAUCUACACCUUGGUGAAGAGGGGGCGGGAACAACACAUCUAGCCGCAGACGGGAUCAGUUCAGAGGCCGUAGGCCCACCGCUGAGGGGCGGCUUGAAUGUCGCGAUCAAGGUCGAGAUUAACAAUCGAGAUCCAGAAGGGAAGACUGAGGGAUAUGGGAUGAGCAGUAAGACACUACCCACCCUUGUUCAUGAUCGUUGA
Molecule: messenger RNA, 2190 nt
Organism: Fonsecaea multimorphosa CBS 102226
Lineage: Eukaryota; Fungi; Ascomycota; Eurotiomycetes; Chaetothyriales; Herpotrichiellaceae
Exons: 3
Coding region: 1-2190 (729 amino acids)
Cellular component (GO): membrane
Source: RefSeq, a predicted model, not a curated record